Dendrobium catenatum is the source of this 2166-nucleotide messenger RNA. RefSeq lists its product as uncharacterized. Bases 1 to 2166 code for a protein of 721 amino acids. Gene Ontology annotation, molecular function: catalytic activity. The transcript has 5 exons. Lineage: Eukaryota; Viridiplantae; Streptophyta; Magnoliopsida; Asparagales; Orchidaceae. The record is from RefSeq and is a predicted model, not a curated record.
AUGGUGAUUAAAGAUCAAUCAUUGAAGAGCAUGGGAUCAGAUAAUGGGCAGGAAAAUUUGGUGAGACAUGACAAUGAGCAUUCGGUGGUGAGUACUGAAUAUGUUCCAUGGAUUCAUGUCCAAUUCAAGAAUAGAAGAGGUAGAAGAAACAUUGCAGUAAAUAAUUAUGAGCAGGAUAUUGGAAGGAAGACAGAACGGAGAAUUUCUGUUGGUCAGAAGGAUGUUCGGCUUGAAGAAGUCCAGGAGAAAGUUCAGGAUGAAUGUAACGGUAACAAGGCAGAUGAAGUCUCUAGAAAAGUUGCUGUAACUGGUAUGUUUGAACAAUCAAUGAACCAGUUUGCUGUUUUGGUUGAGGAGAAUGAGGAAGGAAUUCUGGUUAAAGCUGUUAGUAAUGACAAAGUGGUUGACAAAGGCUCGGAACUAAUGGAACCAAAGGUAAACUUUGAUAUGAAUUAUGGUAGUGAAGAUGUCAAGGUUAAAUUAGCCAAAGAAUUGAAGUCAUUGGGACCUGUGAAUAGUGAGAAGAAGAAGAGGAAUGGAAGGGGAGCGAGGAAGAAAGCGGAUUCCCUGUAUCUUAAGGAAAUGGUUAGAUAUGAGAAUGAUUUCUUUAUUGGGCUUAUGGAGACAAAGCUGUCUAGCAUUGGUAGAAUGGAGGUGGAUUGCCUUUUGGGAAAUGAGUGGGAUUACUUUCACCAACCUGUUGUUGGGACAUCUGGUGGUAUUCUGGUUUUGUGGAACAUAAAUUUGGUGUCUUUUGAGGUUUGUGAAGCCUCUUCUCAGGUGAUCAUUGGUAAUCUUUCGAUUCCUAGCUUAGGAAUGUGGAAGAUUGCUACGGUUUAUGGAAACCGUUGCAACAAGGAGAGAAGUGAUCUUUGGAAUCAAUUGGAGAGGAGCAUGGAGAAUUCUAAUCCUUCCAUCAUUGGGGGAGACUUUAAUUGUAUUCUAAACAAAGAUGAGAAGAGAGGUGGUAAGAGGUUCCUAUUUUCCAAGGGACCGAGAGAAAUGAAGAGCUUCAUGUUAAAUUCAGAUUUCCAUGACAUUGGAUUUGUUGGGCCAAGUUACACAUGGUGUAACAACAAAGAAGGUAAUUCUCGGAUAUGGGAAAGAAAUAAAUGCAAGGAUUUGAAUGCUUUAAAGGAUAAAUUGAAGAAAGAGAUCCAUGAGUUGCAAAACGAAGAAGCUUUGAGUAGUAAUUGGUCUGCUGAUGACCUGGUUGAACUUAGAAAUAAGCCAGAAGGAAUGGGAAUCGUAUUUUCCAAGUCAAAGAUGAAGAAAAUAAGGUGCAAGUGGAUGAGGAUCAAAUUGAGAAACUUCACCAAAUUCUUUGAGAAGAAGUGGGAAUAUAGGGAAUGUGAAAUCACGGGUUGGCCUUAUAUUAUGGAAAAUCAGAAGUUGAAUGCCGAAGACAUGGAGUUGUUAAAUGCUGAGUUUACUAAAAACGAGCUACAAAUUGCGGUGUUCCAGCAAGGGAACAAUAAGUUGCAUGGUGCGGAUGGCAUUACCUCUUCCUUCUACAAAAGCUAUUGGAAUAUUAUAUGGGAAACUCUUUGGAAUGCAGUUAGGAAUUUUUUUAAUUCCAGACAUUUGAAUAAGGUGUUGAGUCUUGUAAUUAGAUUGAAGAAGGGAAUGGCUAGAAUGAUUUUCGAAGAACAAGCUGCCUUCAUACAUGGCAGAUCUAUUGCUGAAAAUUAUUUGCUUGCUCAGGAGAUCUUCCACAAGUUUAAGAUUUCAAAAAAUAAGAAGGGAAUGAUGGCCGUUAAGCUUGAUAUGGAACAAGCUUACGAUAGCAUGGGGUGGACUACUCUUCGCCAUAUUUUGAGAUGGUAUGGUUUUCCUAUUGCUUUCUCCAAUCUUCUCUUGGAAUGUGUUGUAGAUGUGAGAUUCUCCAUCAUUAUUAACAGAAAGAACUCUGAAUGGAUCAAUUCUCAGAGUGGAUUCCGUCAGGGAUGUCUACUCUCACCUUAUUUGUUCAUAAUGUGUUUCCAAUUGAUUACUAACUCGUUAGAGCAAAGAGGAAAGUGCCUUGGCAUUCAUGUUUCAAGUGGAGGUCCAAAGAUUACGCAUUUAUUAUAUGCAGAUGACGCUCUUAUCUUCUCUCAUGCAUCGGUUGAGCUGGAUAAAAGUAUGAAGACAAUUGUGGAGAAGUUUUGUAAAUAUAAUGGGUAA